Microdochium trichocladiopsis is the source of this 324-nucleotide messenger RNA. RefSeq lists its product as uncharacterized. The transcript is spliced from 2 exons. Lineage: Eukaryota; Fungi; Ascomycota; Sordariomycetes; Xylariales; Microdochiaceae. The record is from RefSeq and is a predicted model, not a curated record. Bases 1 to 324 code for a protein of 107 amino acids.
AUGGUUUGGGAAGUCCACCAGUAUCGCGACUAUCCCUUGGACCCCGCCAACAAGGUGUCGAGCAAGACUAGUCGCUACUAUGAGCUCCCCGACAUGACCCUGCAGACUCUGCAGCUGGGCAAGGGUGGUGACAAUCCUCCCGAUGCUUGGGCCGGAUUACACGAGGGCAAGCAGAGCGUUGUCCCCUCCAAAAAGAAGCUCGACCAAGCCAGGGCCGACGUCCAGAAGGACUUCGCGAAUGAUAACAACCCGGAUAAGCCCAAGACAUUUGCCCAGCGCUCCCAGCAGAAUGCUCCCGAAUUCAUCGUUGCCUAUCAAAACUAA